UAAUAAUUGACAGAAUUGAGUGCCCCUCUGAUCAUGGCGAUCGACUCAGUGGAGGGCAACGGCAACCUCUCAGGGGCCGAAAAGCGAGCUGAGAAGCGGCGGAAAAUCAUGGCCCAGCUGGAGCUCUGCGGCCUUGACAAGGAGGCGAAUCGCUUGAUGGUUGAGGCCUCCUCCUCAGCCCUGAGUGCCAGCAACUGCCAGCGGCUCUGCCAGCAACUGGUGAGGAAUGUGGAGGUGCAACAAGAAUUGGCAAAAUUGGAAGACGAGGAGGAGGCGAAGAAAAAGGACUUCGAAGAACGGUUGCGGAAACUCGAAGACUUGGAGGUAAAAUGGGCCGCCAAGCAGUUGUUGCUGCAAGUGCGGCAGAGACUGGAGCCCUUGGAGCCGCAGGUUCAGAGAGACGCGAAGCCCAAACCCAAUGAGAUGCGCUGAAGAAAGUGAGAAA
Molecule: messenger RNA, 445 nt
Organism: Cladocopium goreaui
Lineage: Eukaryota; Dinophyceae; Suessiales; Symbiodiniaceae
Source: the annotation of a GenBank genome assembly